Plectropomus leopardus (leopard coralgrouper) is the source of this 3423-nucleotide messenger RNA. It is a transcript of the gene axdnd1, whose product is annotated as axonemal dynein light chain domain containing 1. The record is from RefSeq and is a predicted model, not a curated record. NCBI's taxonomy places the organism in Eukaryota, Metazoa, Chordata, Actinopteri, Perciformes, Serranidae.
UUUUGUUUUUACGGCAAAUUAACUACCUUAUCGUCCACAUGACUUCGUCAUAAUUUCAGAAGUUGUUUGCCAAAACCUUAUUGUAACAUCGCCACUGCGAGCCCAGGAUGUCUGCGUCCAUGAGAGCCAAUUCAGCACCAAGUUCAUCGAGGCCGGAGCGAGCACUGGACACCAGAGUGGCAGAACUGAAUUGUCAAGUCCCAGCAGAGAGCAGAAAGAAACAACUUCCUCCUGUCAACAACCACAUCAUCCCAGAUGAACUAUUGGUCAGCCUUACCUCCACUGUCUGCAACAGGAGCACACUCGGGCACACUGCACACCAUCGGCACUGCAAGAGCUGUGGAAUCAGACGGCCGGAUGCUGUUUGGCAUCACCCUCUUGGACGAAAGAAAUACAAAUUCUUUCUGGAGCAGCCAACGUCCUUGACUGGAGCUGGCAGGGACAUUUCGUUCCUGUGUGAUGCUAUGGAGACCCAGAGGAGGACUACACCCCUCCCACCACUGACUGACAGAAGUGGCACUGGAGAUACACAGAACUUAAGUGUCUCAGAAAGUCUGAUCCCAGAAGAAUAUCACAUUGUCAAACACAAAGGGCUACGGAGCCUCGAGUUCUUUGAGGAUGCAUUCACAGUGCAGCUGCAGGAUGAUGAGCAGAAGUUACGGGUCUUCCCUUCACUGCGGCCCAGUGGCAGACAGGAAGUGCUCCAGCUGAUGAGGAUAAUGGACGACAUGCUGGAGAAGGCUGGAGUGGAUCAGCGGAGAGAGGAGCUGACUGAGCUCUCCCAGAUGGAGGGUCUGCUGGAGCUGGUGCAGGUUGAGCAGAAUAUAUACAACAUUAUUUUCCAUGAACUGAUCAGGCAGGUCAGCGUGGGCUGUGCUGAGAGAGGACAGCUGCUUGCCAAACUCAGACAGCGUUACCAGUCCCUGCUCGAGCGAAUCCCCCGCUGCCUGAAGGCUCUGCACACUGAGGCAGUGGCACAGCGGGCUCUGGACCGCCGGCUCACUGAGGAGAUCCACUGCAUCAAGAGUUCCAUCCAGCAGCUCAACACGGAACUUGUCAGAGUCAGAGACCAUGAUGUCUUUGUGUCCCAGCAGGCAGAGCGUGCUCACCAGCAGCUGGCUGGGGCGCUCGAGCAGAGUAACACCAAUUCAGAUGUGGUCCAGGGUUACCACGAGCUGUAUGAGCUGCAGAGGGGACGCCUCGAGGCUCAGCUGCUGCAGAUGACUGAGGAGAAAGACUGCUGGAGUCAACUUACCCUCUGCCUCGCCCUCAAGGUGAUCAGUGUGAAGAAGCUGCAGCAGAUCAGUCGGCUGCAUAUCAUCGAGCAGAGCUGGUUCAAGACGGCCGAACACUGCAGCCUUUACCUCGCUAUGAAGGACACGGAGGAGCUGAAUGUCAUCAUGGAGCUUUCUACCUACUGGAAAGAGCAGCUGACUGCUUUCAUGUCCCAGCUGAAGAAGACUGAGGAUGCUCAGUCUGAACAGAUGUGUGCCAUCCAGCAAGGCAUCGCCAAGUGGCUCGCCUUCUGCACAACACAGAACAAGUGUCCUGACCCAAAAUAUGAGAAAGCAUCUCUGGAAAAGAUUCAUGCUGAUUUGAAGCAGUGGUCAAAUACAUUGGCCCUCCAGUGUGAACGCUACCAAGGUGACAAGCUGCUUUCCUGCCAGCAGACACUGGGUGAGCUUGGCCAUGUGCAGGAAAGAUGUCUAAAUAUGAGCCUUGAGCUGUUCAGAAGACACCCCUCUUCUGAUGGUGAACCCCCCGCAGGCCAGCGGGCCCUACAAGAGCUGGAGAGCGUCCUAUCUGAGCUCCUCAAACAGCUGGAUGAACAAGUCAGUGGAGAGAAAGGGAUCCACAGACAGAUCACGUCACUGCGUGGGUUGAUAGAGUCCUGGGGUUCCAAGCUUGGUGCAGUGAUUGGUCAUCAAGAAAUGAUGUCUGUCUCUGACGGGCUGAAGCUGGAGAAGGAACUGCAAAACUGGCAGAGUUUGGCGGAAAAAGCCUCUCAGAACGUCUUCAGCAUGCAGACAGAGAAUGAAAAGGACAAAAACAAACCUGACAUAUAUAGAGAAGCAGAAAAUGUGUUAGAUAAAGUGCAAGAGUUCAUAAGCAGCCUGACGAACUUCACUGAUGGUGAGAACCAGAGACUCAGUGAGCAGGCCAGUUCUAUUCACAUGGCUCAGACCCGCUGGAUGUUGGAUCUGUUGCUCCUCAUGGUACCUGACCAUGGUGAGAACAACGACCAAGUACAGGAACACUACUACAUUACAAAUGUCUCCGUACAGACACUGGAUGAGGAUGCCAAGAUGCUGGCAGAGAAACUGGACUUUUUUUCUAUAUACAUCAGCAGAUCUUGCAAGCUGAUUCUGGAGGAGCAGAUUCUGCACAACUCACGUGAAGUUGAGGUUGAAAAUGAGAUGAAUGAGUGCAAAAAGCUGCAGACGGAGUGCAGUGACUGGGUGGAGACCUGUUUAAUCCUGCUCUCUGGAGUGACAGGUGGUCCUGUGGGGCUGCCUGUCCGACAGGCUAACCCCGCUUCCAGCAGUGAUGUCACAGUCUCUCCAGCAGACAGCAUGGAGCCUUUGGUGAACGUGGAAGUUUCAGCUGAUCCUACAGCAAACAGUGAGGUCAAAGAUGAGACUGAGGCAGAACUAAGAGAGUGUACUGCUGAAGGACAUGAAACACAACAAGAGGCUUCUCAGGGGGAGCUAAUGGUUUGUGAGACUCCAGUGCUGAAGCUGAUUGGCUAUGAUGGAAACAUUACACAAAGAAAGCUGGGAGAGAGCAGUGUCUACCUGAACGGGACUGAUUUGGUUAUAUCUCCAGCAACAGAUGAGGCCCAGAAAGCUUUUAGUGAUCUCACCACAGUAGGAUUGCUGCAGCAGGAACUGCAUGACUCAGAGCUGCGGGUCCAGAGUGUGGAGCAGCGAGCCCUGAAGGCUGAGGAAGCUCUGCAGGCAGCGCUGGAGAAGAUUCAGAACCUGGAGAGACAACUGCAGGGUCAACCCAGUCUGGAGGUCAAAUGUAGUGAAGAGAAAAAGAAAACACCUCCACUUUCUCCACCAGCAGUGACAACUCCAGCUGCCCCAAAGAAAACCACAGCUGAAACCAAAACAAGUGGCACCAAAAGGACCAAGAAACGGUGAUUUGACGUGAUCAGGAGGUGUUAUAACUUUAUGUUUAUAAACUAUAUUUGAAAUCACUUUUAGGGUUUUGUAUUUCAUGCAUUUUCAUAGUCGUAGCAAGAUUCAUCAUCUGCACUCCAUCACAGUUUAAAAGUAGUAAAGGAAAACCACCCAAAGAUAUUAAGACUUCUGGCACGCAUUACCAACGCUGGCUUGUUGUGGUUUUGUUUAACCUUGUAAUGUGUUUUUGACUCGCAAGUUAAGGAAGAUUAGUUUUUGUUGCCUUUAAAAAAUAAAG